AAAACAAAUGAAAUGUGAUUUCAACGACUUCAUUACUGAGACAAGACAAGUAGAAAAGAAAGAAGUAUAAACAACCCCGAAAUUCUUUCAAUUCAUUGUAGGUACUGUUUCUGGCUGAGAUUUGUAAGUAGGUCAUUCUAAAUUUUAAGCUGCGAAAAAUAAAAUUAAAAAACACAGAAAUUGAUACCUACCUAAAUGUGAAUAUUUACUGAGAAAAAAUAGGCUGCAUAAAUAAUUAAAUAGGUAUAUGCUAAAAUUGACGAUUUAGUUGAGGGAAAAAAGUGAUGCGGAAUUUCAAAAUAACCCUCAUCGUUAUUAUUGGGUCACAAGCUAAUGUCCAUAUUUUUGACGUCUAUAAAACGACAUUUUUUCGUUCCCAUCGAACACUAUUAUUACAUUAUUAUCCAUCAUUUUCUUGGCCAUUAAUGAAAAUCCGACUAUUUUAUUGAAAUCAUAAUUCAUAUACCUACUUCGUAGAUUUUUUUUAAUAUUCUGUACAUCUUUAAACGUGAUAUUAGAGUUAACAGUCUUUGAGACUUAUUUGUAAAAGGGCAAGGGAUGCGGGUAAAAAAUAUGCUCAGUUUUUGUCGUUUGAUUUUACGGGGUGUUUUCUGAAAUUGGCCAACUCUCUUGCAUCGGUCUCUCAGUACUUGUAAAGUAGCUAUCUUUUCAUUCAAAAAAAUAGUUGAACUGAGAUGUGGAUCCGUAGCAGAUGUAUAAGCAACCAUAUAGCACGAAUUGCAGAGGGUGAAUGCAUUCUCUUGUAUGAAAGAAAAGCGCAUGCGCAAUUCAGGGUGCUAUCCCUUCUAAUACCUGGGUAGGUACCUGUGUUUCAAAUCAAGUCAAUCACGUGUGGAACUAUCAAUUAAAAAAUACACGUGAAAUUAAUACCAACCUAAUCGUGAUUAGAAUUAAAAUUACAUUUUCGUAAAUUCUCCAUUCCACUGGUAACUACUGUUACAUGUAAAAUUAAAAGCUGACACCGAUACGUUGGCAACACUGUUUUGAGUUUUUGAAAAUGAGCUACCCUUUUUCAGAACUUAAAUAUUGAUCGACUUUCAGAAAACAGUAGCGAUAUCGAUGCCUUUACAAGCGGUUAAAAUGCCGCUUUUCUGACGAGCAUGUGAAAAUCACAGUAUUCGCAGAUAGUAAUGCAAAAAUCAGUGUGAUUUAGUUUGUUUGAAAAUUUUCUCCACUUUCUAUAAUAUUAAUCGCUUUGAUUCGGUGGUGUGGAGGCGGCGCCUCCAAAUGAACGACCACGAUGUGGACGACGUUGCUUUUCUAACAUCCGCAAACCAUUAUAGUUCGUAUUCGUUUAAGUGCUUCAGAAGUUCAAAAAAUACAAUAAGAGCUAGUGGUAGUCAAAGUGGAAUUCAUAAAAGAAGUUUGUACGAUCAUGGAGGAGUUGCUGUUUGCUCGCAGCAAAGAGCUUUAGUAAUUGCAGGAGCUUUCUUUGUGGUUUUAUUCAUUUCGUCUGUAGUCAUCGCAUAUUUUGGACCUCAAAAUGAUUGUCCUUGUAUUGGACAAAAACCAUUAUUCCUAACUGAAGAAAAUGGAGUAAAUGCGUCUCGUACUAUAAUUCCAAUCGCUACAAAUGGUGAAAUAUUUCCUUGGAAUAACUUACGUCUUCCUACAUUCGUCAGACCGGAAAGAUAUCAUAUCAAUAUACAUCCUAAUUUAACAACAUUAGAAGUAAAAGGUCAAACAUCUAUUGAUUUUAAAGUAGAAAAGUCCACGGAUUACAUUGUUUUUCACAGUAAAAAUUUAACAAUUACAGAAAAAGUUUUGAUUAAUCGAAAAAAUAAUGAAAAAGUUGAAAUCACUCGAAUGUUGGAAUAUCUGGCUGGACAACAAAUAUUCAUGGAAUUAGAUGAAGAGUUGAAAAGAGAAGAAAAUUAUACUUUGGUCAUAAAAUAUACCACACGAUUAGGCAGGGAACUGGAAGGAUUUUAUUUGAGCAGCUACGUAACUCGAUCAGGAGAAAAAAAGUAUUUGGCAACGACACACUUCGAACCGACUUACGCUAGGUCAGCAUUUCCUUGUUUUGACGAACCCCAAUUCAAAGCGAGAUUUAAGAUGUCUAUACUCAGAGACAGAUUUCAUAUUUCCUUAUUUAAUAUGCCGAUCAAAAGCACCGACGAUAUUGGAUUUUACAUGGGAACUGGCCUUGUUAGAGAUGAUUUUUACGAAUCAGUAGAAAUGAGCACUUAUCUUGUGGCGUUCGUCGUGUGUGAUUAUAACCAUACUCAUACUUCCACAGCGAAGGGUAUAUCCGUCAGUGUAUAUGCUCCUACUGAUCUCCUACCUCAAGCUAAUUUUGCUUUAAACACUGCCACCAAGAUGAUGGAGCAUUAUGAGGAAUUUUUCGGGGUGUCUUAUCCAUUACCAAAACAAGAUCUUAUCGCUAUACCCGAUUUUGGUGCUGGAGCGAUGGAGAAUUGGGGAUUAAUAACCUAUAGAGAGACUUCAAUUUUAUACGAUGCCGAAGAAACGUCCGCGACUGCUCAUCAGUGGGUUGCUGUGGUAGUAGCACACGAACUUGCCCAUCAGUGGUUCGGUAAUUUAGUCACAAUGCGAUGGUGGAAUGAUUUAUGGUUAAAUGAAGGGUUUGCCAGUUUUUUGGAAUACUUGGGUGUUGAUCACGUGAUGCCGGGAUGGAGUAUGAUGGAUCAAUUCAUCCUCGAUAAAACUCAGCAGGGUCUUCAUUUGGAUGCUUUAUCAACAAGUCACCCUAUUUCCGUCACAGUUCACGAUCCGGUGGAAAUAGAAGCUAUUUUCGAUUCAAUUUCUUAUAGCAAGGGUGCUGCGAUAUUAUACAUGUUGGAAAAAUUCCUUUCUCAAGAUAUUCUACGAAGUGGUUUGAACGAUUAUCUCAACAAACACAAGUACGGAAAUGCCGAUACCAAAGAUUUAUGGACUGUGCUGAGCAAACACACCAAUCAGACUUUGGAAGUUAAAUCUAUAAUGGAUACAUGGACUCGUCAAAUGGGGUUUCCGCUUGUAACCAUCAAACGUGAAAAUCUUACUGGCGACGCUGCCGGUGUCAUUACAGCCAUUCAGACUAGAUUCCUUUUGACUGCCGAUGUCCCUAACAUAACAACAAUUCGACAACCUCCUUCGACUUUUAAAUAUAAGUGGUAUAUUCCGUUGAAUUAUUACACCAAUCAGGGCAGUUCUAAAGAAGCAAAAACAGUUUGGAUGAAUAUGACUGACCUAACUUUCGACGUGGAUCCUAAAACUAGAUGGAUCAAAGCAAACGUCAAUCAAUCCGGUUAUUAUCGAGUGAAUUACGACGAACCUUUAUGGGACGCGAUUAUUUCCCAACUUGCCAACGAUCAUUCAGCUUUUAGUCCUGCUGAUAGAGCAAGCUUGUUAGAUGAUGCUUUUACUUUGAGCAGAGCCGGUGUUAUUAAUGUAACUCUACCUCUGAGAAUGUGUUUGUACCUUCGCAAAGAACGAGAUUAUGUCCCUUGGGCUACCGCUUUGGAUCAUUUACAAAAUUGGAGCAAAUAUCUAUCCGAGGCUUCUCCCUAUCGAAUGUUCCAGCUGUAUAUGAAAUAUUUACUGGAACCAGUUUCCAAUGAUGUCGGAUGGGAUGAUUCUGGAACUCAUUUGCAAAAGUUGUUGAGAUCGGAUGUAUUAGCUAGUGCAAUUCUAUGUGAAGUCGAACCAGUCACCACAGAAGCUAAAAAUAGAUUCAAGAAAUGGAUGCAAGAAGGCGCGAGAAUUCCGCCUAAUUUAAGAGAAGUUAUUUACUCCGCAGGAAUUAAAUACGGCGGAGUAAAAGAAUGGCAAUACUGUUGGGCAAGAUACAAUUCGACCAGAGUUCCCAGCGAAAGAAAACUAUUGCUCAAAGUUCUCGGUGCCGCGUCUGAUCCUUGGAUUUUACAGAGAUACCUCUUGUCAACGUUGAAUCGCGAAAUGAUUAAACCACAAGAUGUCAAAACAGUAUUAGGAGUAGUAGCCGCGAACCCCGAUGGACAGUUACAAGCCUGGCGACAUUUAAAAGCUCGCUGGUAUAAUUUACAGUCGUUAUUUGGAAACGGCACGUUCACGAUGGGCGGACUAAUUACAGCAGUAACUUCUCAUUUUGCAUCUGAAUACGAUUAUAGAGAAGUUUCAGAUUUUUUCCGACCGAUGGAUGUAGGUUCAGGUACACGAGCUUUACAACAGAGUUUAGAAUUGAUUCAGUUAAAUGUGCAUUGGGUUAAAAAGAAUGAAGAAAAGAUAUUUCAAUGGUUGAGUAGCAAUAAUUUUAAAUAAAUGAUGCAUGUUGCGUUUUGAACAUUUUCUAGUCAGGAACAGUAUUUUUCCUUCUUUUGUGUAACAAGCUUGUAAACAAAUUGCCUCAAAUUUUGGAUUUUUAUAUAACACGAAAGAAGGAUUAAAGUAAUAGUUGUUAAAUACUACUCAAAAUGAAUUUUUACAGAUUUAUUCUAUCCCAUAUCAUUUUUUAUGUUUCUCUUGUUUUCCCCCUUUUUUCUUUCUUUCUUUCUUUUUUUUUUUUUAAUUUUUUGAUAGAUUUUGUAAAAUAUUUUUUAAACUUAUAAAUCUGUGUACAAUUUUUUAAAUGUUAAAUUCGAUUUUCGUUUUCAUUUAUUUCUAUGAUUGAUUAUGUAUGUAUGUACCUAGUAUUACGAAACGAAAUAUAUUUUUUUUUACAUA
This is a messenger RNA of Planococcus citri (citrus mealybug), 4665 nucleotides long. RefSeq names its product endoplasmic reticulum aminopeptidase 2-like. NCBI's taxonomy places the organism in Eukaryota, Metazoa, Arthropoda, Insecta, Hemiptera, Pseudococcidae. Bases 1249 to 4263 code for a protein of 1004 amino acids. The transcript has 18 exons. Gene Ontology annotation, molecular function: zinc ion binding; peptide binding; metalloaminopeptidase activity. Gene Ontology annotation, biological process: peptide catabolic process; proteolysis. The record is from RefSeq and is a predicted model, not a curated record. Gene Ontology annotation, cellular component: cytoplasm.